Daphnia carinata is the source of this 750-nucleotide messenger RNA. RefSeq lists its product as uncharacterized. The record is from RefSeq and is a predicted model, not a curated record. The transcript has 4 exons. NCBI's taxonomy places the organism in Eukaryota, Metazoa, Arthropoda, Branchiopoda, Diplostraca, Daphniidae. The coding region runs from base 216 to 668 and encodes 150 amino acids.
UUCUAUCGCUGAUAACAACCGAAAAUGUCUACCCAUUCUGACGAUAAGCAGGUAAAAGAUGAUGACAGUUUAUUCAUUCUUUGCCUUGAAGUGGGGACAAUCGGCGAGAGAAAAACAUUCUUCCUAACCGGAGCAUCGCCGUGUUUCACCUUCACAACCAUCAGGUGCAGAAAUCCAUCUAGUAUAACGCGGACCAAAUACCCAAACAGCCCAACAUGGGAGAUAAAAUACUUCGAUAUUUGGCCAUCGCCAACAUGUUCGAGGGCUGCCUCGCCGUCCUGCUACAGUUGGCUGUGCUCGUUACCCUUCAUGACUGGGUCGACUUUAUUUGCAUUGGAUUCUGGGGUGGAGUGCUCAUGGUAUUGGCUGGAAUGUGGACUCUUCAGAGAAGCCCGAAGAAAAUGAUAACAACAGCUUCUCUUGCAAUGUUUGGUGGUCUGUGCAUGGUUGGUUUUUAUUCGUGGAAUGUGUCAACCGUAGAUUGUGGAAAUAUUACUACUACCCCAAACGGGGCAAGAGGCAACUGGGAAAAUGACCCUGAUCUCUGUAGUUGGCGGUUGGCGUCGGAUAUUCUGUUCAUCAUUUUCGGAUGUUUUGCAAUUGUCAUUAAUAUUUUUAUGGCGGCUAGGACUUCAAUGAUAAUUGGCGAUAGACGUGGCUCGUUCUAAUCUGAUUAUUCCUGUUUAUAAAUUUGUUUUCCAAUGCUCCCAAUUGCAUUCAACUCAUUCUCGUUGCUCCAACUCAUGAAAA